AUGGUGUAUCGACAAGGUCUCUACGUCUUGGCCGCUUGGGCCUCGCUGGGCAGCGUCGCCCUGGCCAUAACCCCCCACUGCAGCAAGAUCACGCAGCUGGAAUUCAGCAUCCAGUUCGCCAACAACUGGUUCGCCGGAACAUGGGAUCGCGUCGGCGUCAGUAUAGGACGUCCAGAUAGUCUUCGUUGGGUUCCCAUCUCGGAUGGCGCUUCGGCCGGCGACAGGAAAUCCGUCAGCAUUGACAUGAACCACGUCUUUGGAGCACCCCAGUUUGACCUUAAAGACCACUUAUCUUUUGGCCUUGGAGUCCAGGCAACGUACGGCGUUCACGCCACCAAUGAUGCCUUUGAAAUCAAAGACAUUACUCUUCGCGGAACGUGCGUCGAACCCGGCCUCACCGUUGAGCGAACCGUCAUCGUCAACCAAGUCUAUCGGCAUCCCGCUCAGGGGAGUGGAUUCCUCGCGCCCUACGAGGUAAAGCAGGUAGGCCAGAUCGUCUCUCUCAACCCCGAGGCCUGGUUCAUCUCCGGCACCACCAUCCUCAACGCCAAGGGCCCCGUCUACAUCAACAUCGGCAUGUCCGAGGCUCUUGCAAACGCCGUGCACAAGCAGUACCCCACCGACACCUGGCACAGCUUGGGCUUGACCAAGAGAGGCGACAGCUACGUCUUCACCUGCGGCGCCAAAGACCCCGACGAGAAGCGGGUAAAGGAAGCGUGCUGGAUGUCGCCCUUCAACCACGAGGAUCACGACAUACUGAUCCACCAGACCGAGGUGCUGCCUUCGCAAGCCGCAAACUUCUGCAAGCCCAAUCCCGACAUGCUGGUCCCCACGGACGCCGUCUGCGCCGAUGCCAAGUACGCCCAGGUGCUCGGCAAGAUCAUGCAGACGGCCGGCUUGAACUGCCCCGGCCCGGGGACGUCCUCGUGCAAGACCACGUACGUGGUGAAUGCGUAUUUCACCUGGCACAAUGACAUGUACGGGUCGACCAUUUUCAGCCCCUCUGGAACCAUUGCUUGGGCCUAUUGGGCGGAUGGAGCCACCAACACCUGUUCGCUUUGCUGA
Messenger RNA from Ustilaginoidea virens, 1065 nucleotides. RefSeq lists its product as uncharacterized. The record is from RefSeq and is a predicted model, not a curated record. Lineage: Eukaryota; Fungi; Ascomycota; Sordariomycetes; Hypocreales; Clavicipitaceae. The transcript is spliced from 2 exons. Bases 1 to 1065 code for a protein of 354 amino acids.